AAGGCACUUCUAGAGGAUGACCAGAGUUAUGCUUGUUGUCCUAGUGUAAUUAUUAAAAGAUAAUUUUGACCCUUUCAUAGUCAAAAGUGUACCUGGUGGGGAGAAAUUAGUGUCUCCCUAGUUCUAGUCGUUUGGUUUGAGACAGGGAGGAGGGGGCGGAGGGAGGAGGCGAGCAGGUGAGGGGCGUUCUCUCUAAUGGGUCCCUUGCUCGACCUCCGGUGGCCUGAAGAAACUUAAUUUCGAAUCUGCAGACCCGUGGGGGCAACUGCGAUUGCACCUUUGCUCUUUUAACAACCGCUGUGCUAAUCGAAGUGGUUAAUCGGUGACACUGCAUACAGAUGUAGGUGAUAUUAAAAUCGAAGUCUUCUGUGAGAGGACACCCAAAACAUGUGAAAAUUUCUUGGCUCUUUGUGCCAGUAAUUACUACAAUGGCUGUAUAUUUCAUAGAAAUAUCAAGGGUUUCAUGGUUCAAACAGGAGAUCCAACAGGUACUGGAAGAGGAGGUAGCAGUAUCUGGGGCAAGAAAUUUGAAGAUGAAUACAGUGAAUAUCUUAAGCACAACGUUAGAGGUGUUGUAUCUAUGGCUAAUAAUGGCCCAAACACCAAUGGAUCUCAGUUCUUCAUCACCUAUGGGAAGCAGCCACAUCUGGACAUGAAAUACACAGUAUUUGGAAAGGUAAUAGAUGGUCUGGAGACUCUAGAUGAAUUGGAGAAGUUACCAGUAAAUGAGAAGACAUAUCGACCUCUUAAUGAUGUACACAUUAAGGACAUAACUAUUCAUGCCAACCCAUUUGCUCAGUAGUUAUAAUAGACCUGGACAAAUACUUGGCAAACUAUUCAAGGAACACACCUAUUAUGGUUUACCCAGAUUUAAUUAUGUCAGAGAUUGCAUCAUUAUACAACUUGUUUACAACUAAGAUCUACUUGUUUACAGCUAAGAUCUUCUAUGAGUUGGUGGUACCAAGGGAAGCCAAACAGCUUUUAC
Globicephala melas (long-finned pilot whale) is the source of this 985-nucleotide messenger RNA. The record is from RefSeq and is a predicted model, not a curated record. NCBI's taxonomy places the organism in Eukaryota, Metazoa, Chordata, Mammalia, Artiodactyla, Delphinidae.